AUGCGGCUACCAUGUGUCUCUAGAGCACUAAGACCAAGACCAAGGCAAUUGACUCAUCUCCUCAAUGGUCAAAAAUGCACAUACUCAGCCGUCGUGCUUGGCGGUGGCAUCACAGGACUCACAGCCGCCUGGCAACUCGCGCAAGACCCCAUAUGCAAAUCGAUCACCUUGUUCGAGAAAACAGACCGGCUUGGUGGUUGGAUCGAUUCUGAAACAGUUCCUGUCGAUGGUGGCAAUGUCGUGUUCGAGUAUGGGCCGCGGACUUUAAGGAGCUCGCUCCCAGGGUCACUCCCUCUGCUUUACCUGGCGACAAAUCUAGGCUUGUACAAAGACCUCAUUGUUACCCCUAACACGAGCCCCGCGGCCCAGAAUCGCUAUAUUUACUACCCGGACCGUCUCGUUCGUAUGCCGGCGCCGAAGCCUGAACUUUCUUUUGCGGAGAACUUCGACAGCUUUGUGAAUACUAUGAUGGAGCCGCUAUUUAACAAAUUUCUUUCAGGGAUAGUGAAGGAUGUCUUCACUCCACCCCGCCACCCAACUGAAUGGGCGGAAGAUGAGUCUGUUGCGGACUUCAUCGGACGUCGUUUUGGCCCCAAAGUUGCAGAUAAUAUAGUCUCCGCUGUGUACCAUGGGAUUUAUGCUGGUGAUAUCGAUCAAUUGAGUGCUCAAACACUGUUGGGGAGCGUCCGCAACCUUGAGGGAGGUAUUGGGGGCAUCGGUGGGUUAGUUUCUGGUGGAGUUACGGCCUCUCUCAUCUCCAGGUCGCUCUCCAAAACGAAAACUCGGAAUAUGGAAGACUUUAUGGCUAUAGACGCCAUUUCUGCAGGCCCUGAAUUAGUGCGCCGUCAGCAUGAUUUAGAGGUCCUCGCAGCUGGAGCUAGUACUUUCACCUUUAAGAGGGGAGUUGGCCAGCUUACUGAAGCACUGGUCGCUUCAUUGAAAGCAUCCGGCAAAGUCCGCUUCCAAAUGAACAAGGAAAUCACAGGUUUGCGUGCAUUGGCACGUGCUCCUGCGAUUGCGAUGGAAUUCUGGUCAGACAGGCACAGCCAAGUCAAGACCUUUGAGUAUGACUAUGUCAUCUCCACCAUUCCUCCAGUUGCACUUGCGAAGACCAUGCGGAAAACCGAGCAGUUAGAAGCCAAGCUGUACCCUGUCGGCUUGACCCCAUUACUGCUACGAAGACAGGACUAUGCUGUGACCGUAUUAGUCGUCAAUCUGUAUUACCCAAAUCCCAACCUUCUACCCGUGGAGGAUGGCUUUGGAUACCUCAUACCGCGUUCGAUUCCCUACGAACAGAACCCAGAAUGUGGACUUGGCGUCAUCUUCGCCUCGUCCUCUAGUGUAGGGAACGGGACAGAUCCUUCAUCAUCUGAAGUCAACCAAGAUUCCGCACCUGGAACGAAAAUCACCGUCAUGCUAGGUGGACAUUACUGGGAUGGCUUCGAAGAGUAUCCAGACCACGACACCGCAGUGAAAAUGGCUCGCGACAUGCUCAAGAGACAUAUGAAUAUCACUGAUACCCCGACUGUUACACGGAGCCGUCUCCAGAAGGAUGCUAUUCCCCAGUACACAGUCGGCCAUCUGGAUCGCAUGUAUAAGCUCUCGGACACAGUUCGUAAAGAUUACCAGAAGCGGCUUAUUCUCGCUGGAAAUUGGUAUAAUGGCGUGAGUGUGGGCGACUGUGUCAAGCAGGGUAUCUUAUCUGCCACCUACGGCAUCGGAAGAAACCGGCUCAACUACGAGCCCAGUCCAUGGCGUCCGUGGACUUCGUUUGAUUAUAAACGCUGGAAACUUGAGGGUGGCAUUGUGAUGUCUCCUGUCCGUCUUGUUGACUCCAAAAUCUGA
Penicillium roqueforti is the source of this 1845-nucleotide messenger RNA. RefSeq names its product oxygen-dependent protoporphyrinogen oxidase (gene hem14). Gene Ontology annotation, molecular function: protoporphyrinogen oxidase activity, oxygen as acceptor. Bases 1 to 1845 code for a protein of 614 amino acids. Gene Ontology annotation, biological process: heme biosynthetic process. Lineage: Eukaryota; Fungi; Ascomycota; Eurotiomycetes; Eurotiales; Aspergillaceae. The transcript is spliced from 3 exons. The record is from RefSeq and is a predicted model, not a curated record. Gene Ontology annotation, cellular component: mitochondrial inner membrane.